AUGCUGGCGGCUGGGCCCGCCCCCCAGAAAGCCAGGCCUGGGUGGAGCCGCCGCCAUCCCGGGCCUAGGGCCAGGGGGCGCUGCGAUCCCAAGUUUCCCAUCCACCUACCCCCACCCCGCCCCCGCCCCCCAACAACCGCCCCCCCGCCCCGUCCGGGCUGGGGCGGGCUGGGGCGGGCAAGGGCGGGCGGCGGGGGCGGAGGCGCAGGCUGGGCGCAAAGGUUGGUGUCUUCGUGCACAGACCUCAGCCGGAGGGCCUGCGGCACCAUGACGGUGGGAGCCAGGCUCCGAAGCAAGGCGGCGAGCAGUCUCCCGCGCUGCAGGCCCCUCGCCCGGGGGCGAGGGCGGACGGAGGGGGACGAGGAGGCGGCUGCUAUCCUGGAACACCUGGAGAGCGGGGCCGAGGCGGCGGAGAGCGGGGCGAGCGCGCAGCGCCCGGGGACCCGGAGCGCGCGGAGGGUGCACCUCGCGGUCCUCCCCGAGCGCUACGAGCCGCUGGAGGAGCCGGCGCCGGGCGAGAAGCCCAAGAAGAGGUACCGGCAGAAGCUGAAGAAGUACGGCAAGAACGUUGGGAAGGUUAUCACCAAAGGAUGCCGCUACAUCGUGGUCGGCCUGCAGGGAUUCGCUGCUGCCUACUCCGCCCCGUUCGGAGUGGCCACCAGUGUGGUGUCGUUUGUCCGCUAGUGGGAGCUGCCUGGGCAGAUGCCACGGGAGUGACUGGAAGCCUCUGUUCCGGGAAGAGUGCGAAUCCAGGAGCAUCUCAGACUUGAACUCACAAAAUACUCUGAAGAAAGAAAAUGUCUUGGUUGAAUUGGAUGAGUGUUUCGGACGAGUCAUCCCCGUCCAGCUGCUGAGCUUUCCACAUGUCUGGGACACAGGUGGCCCUGGUGGACAAUCCCGCAGAGAAUUAGGCUGAGGUCAGGCUUGGGAUUAGGAUUAGUUCGCUAAAACCGGAGCUGCCCGUGAAGGGGGCAGGGGCUGGUGUGGAGACAAACACUUGACGGAAGUCCGCGCUCUGGGUGGGUAGCAGAGUGGUGAUCAGGGACACGGAUGGGGGAUUUGGAUCUGGAGUGAGCUGAUUUGCUCAAUUCUGGAAAGCUCACAGGCUGACAGGACUCCCAGCCCUUAGCUGCUUCGGUUCUGAGGACACCCAAGGAACUGUUUGUUCCUGAAGUCAUCCCCCCAUCUCCUUCCUGUACCCCUUUGCCACUAGGAGUUUUAAUUACAGGCUUGAGAAGAAGGAAGGAAGAAAAACCUCUUUGAAGGCUACGAUGCUUUGAAAACUGUGUUGACGAUGUGUCAUGACUGUUUCAAGUAGAUGAAGACUUGUCAC
This is a messenger RNA of Mesoplodon densirostris (Blainville's beaked whale), 1333 nucleotides long. It is a transcript of the gene C2H1orf115, whose product is annotated as chromosome 2 C1orf115 homolog. Lineage: Eukaryota; Metazoa; Chordata; Mammalia; Artiodactyla; Ziphiidae. The record is from RefSeq and is a predicted model, not a curated record.